Molecule: messenger RNA, 861 nt
Organism: Colletotrichum lupini
Lineage: Eukaryota; Fungi; Ascomycota; Sordariomycetes; Glomerellales; Glomerellaceae
Product: class II Aldolase and Adducin domain-containing protein
Exons: 3
Coding region: 1-861 (286 amino acids)
Cellular component (GO): cytoskeleton
Molecular function (GO): actin filament binding
Source: RefSeq, a predicted model, not a curated record
AUGUCAACCACCACAACCGUUACGGCACCCACACCCGCACAAGCACCACCGGUGCCGACGCCGCUCGGUUCGGCGCUGGACUCGGGCAAGGCGGGUGGCGGCAAGGUCAAGCGCCUACACCAGAUCCCGGUUCCCGAAUCCAAAGAAGCCGCCCGAAAAUGGCAGCUGGAACAGAUGGCAGCCGCGUUUCGCAUCUUUGCCAAAUUGGGAUUUUCUGAUGGAAGCAGUGGGCACAUCAGUCUACGAGUGCAUUUUGGCGUGCUAAAGGUGUCGGACAUGGUUCACAUCGAUGAGGAUGGCAACCGCAUUGGCGGUGCAGACAAGCCGGUAAAUACCGCCGGCUUCACCAUUCACUCCGUUCUCCACAAGAGAAGGCCGGAUAUCAACGCCGCCUGCCACAUGCACAGCCCCUACGGCCGGGCGUGGAGCACUUUCGGACGUCCGAUCGACAUGCUUAACCAAGACUCAUGCAUGUUCUACAACGACCUCUCUGUCUACGAAGGAUUCGGUGGCGUCGUACUGGCAAAGGAAGAGGGCGAGCAUAUCGCCGAAGCCCUCGGCCCCACCAACAAGAACAUCAUCCUCCAAAACCACGGACUACUCACCGCCGGUGGGACGGUGGCUGAGGCAGCUGCGUUCUUUAUCGCGCUUGAACGUUGUUGCCAGGCUCAGUUCCUUGUUGAGCAGGCUGUUGCUCCUGGAACCAACGGUGCUGCCGGUGGACUGAAGAAGACGUUUGUCGGCGAAGAGGAGGCGCAGUACACAAAGGAUGGCACGGGUACACCGGAAGUCAUGUAUAUGCAGUUUGUACCAGAGUAUCAGUUGAUUUUGAAGGAGUCAGGAGGCGACUUUUUAUUAUGA